Messenger RNA from Chironomus riparius, 4511 nucleotides. Lineage: Eukaryota; Metazoa; Arthropoda; Insecta; Diptera; Chironomidae. The record is from the annotation of a GenBank genome assembly.
UGCAAAAUCUAAUCUAAUUAAAUUUAUUUUCGGUUAUUUGAUAAGUUUUUAAAGAAUAAAUUUGUGUUUAUAGUCGCUGCGCUAAAGAAGGAUUAAGUGCAUAGUGAAGAUAAGCUGAAAUAAAAAUUAGGAAAAAAAAAUAAUGAAUCAAGAUACAGACAUUUCAGAACAACGUGAUUUGCACGAGAUAUUUCGAGUAUGGGAACAGAAGUAUAGUACAGCUAAUUUUGAUCCAGAGCCUUAUGUCAAACGACUUGCGGAUAUUUUCGAGGAGGAAACAGAGCAGUAUAUGCAAAAAGAUCCCGAUCCAUUUGAUGAAAGACAUCCGUCAAGAACAGAUCCAAGUUCAGAAUUAGGAAAGAACCUGAAAUUGCUAUUUAAAAAAGAAGUUUUUAUGAAUAGGCUCGUAAAUGAUUAUCUUCGCGAUAAUUUUUUCACAAGACAAAGCAUAAACAAGAGCUCAUUUCAAUUGAAUAUCUCGGCAUGCCGUCUCAUAUUAAUAAUCAUGCCUGGAUUAGAAACUUCAGCUGUAUUUCAAGUGUCCAAUGAUCAGCUAAUAAAUCGUCUUUAUGAUUGGGUUGAAAAUGGUGCGGAACCACUAAGAAGUUAUGCUACAGGACUUUUGGGUGCAGCUAUGGAUAUCCAAGAUAUUGCAAUUGCUUAUCGUGAGCAAAAUAUUAGGAUGCUUCCAUUACUUCUUCAGCGAUUGAGAACGCUUCAAGCAAGAUAUAAAAAAUAUGGCAACAUUUCAAGUUUGAUACCAGAAAGUACAGAAGAAGAGCAGGAACAGGAACAUAGCACAUCUACAAACGGGCCUACUUCAGAAUGUACAGCGAUAGCAUCGAAGAAAGAAACUCCAGCUGAAGAAAAUCAUAUCGAUAUUGAUGAAAAUUCAAUGAGUACAAGUCAGCCGCAAAAUAAUCUCCCAAGACAUGUCAUUUUGCUUGAUCCACCGACUCUAGCCACAAGUCAAAUGUUAAUCUUACGGUAUUUGUCACCAAUGGGCGAAUAUCAGGAAUUUCUUCCAUUCAUUUUCGAGCAUGUUGCUAUGGACAUUAUUUUUGAUUUCAUUGAAAAUGUCGAUCCAAAAGAUUUAUGCUUAGCAUUUGAGGCUUUAAAGUAUCUCGCGUCAUUACUUUGUCAUAAAAAAUGCUGCAUAGAAUUGCUUAAUAAAAAUGGAAUACAGAAAUUGCUUAAACUUCCACGACAAUCAACAACCGCAACAGGAGUUGCAAUAACUCUAUAUUAUAUUGCAUAUUGUGAAGAAGCUAUGGAAAGGAUAUGCUCAAUGGCACCACGACUAAUAUCAGAAUUAGUAAGUUACGCAUUAGGAUUGUUAUCAUGUACUCACGAUUCGGGAAGAUGUCAUGCAACAAUGUUCUUUGGACUUUCAUUUCAAUUUAAAAACAUUCUUGAUGAAUUCGAUAAACAAGACGGUCUUCGUCAACUUUAUAACGUUAUAUCUGUUCUUCCAAUUUUGUCUCAAUCAAAUGAUGAGUUGAAUCUAUCAGCUGAUGAAGAGAAUGCAGAAAGACAAGUCAUUAGACACGUUUGCGUAGCCAUUAAGAAAUAUUUCGAAAGUCAUUUGUUUUACAAAUAUACACAAGUAGUACGAAGUCCUACAACGCGAUACCCAGUUCCUUUACGAUCAUUAAAAAAUACGCCAGAAGUAAUAGAUGAGCAAGUAAUGGCUCUUCAAAAUUUAUUGCCAAUGAAGGCUAAUUGGCAGCCUGUCCAAAUAUUUUUACAACUUGGUGGUGUUACUCUUUUUAUUUUAAUCAUAGCUCACAGUUAUGAGUGGAAUUACAGUGGACGAGGUGAAACGGUUCGUUCUGCUUUAGAUGUCAUCAAUAUUUGUUGUGUCUUACCUCGUGUUCAUGCAGUUCUUUGCGAUAGAAUUGAUUUUCCCGAUGAAGCCAGUGCUGCUGGAAUUAAUAUUAUACUUGGAUGUCUCGAAGGCGAAAUUGUAGCUGAUCCUGAGGUUCAAAAGUCUGCUCUAUCGUUGUUGGUUAAUUGUGUUUGCGCUCCAAUAUUAAGGCCAAGUGGAAUUGCUCGAUUUGGAAGUAAUAAGAAGAAAAUGACAGACAAGAAUAGUGAAGAACUCAUUAAAAUGGUCUGGGAAACUGUCAGAAGCAAUAAUGGAAUCAUUAUUCUUUUGCAAUUGAUGAUGGUAAAGACACCAAUAACAGAUGCUGAUUAUAUUCGAGGAAUGGCAUGUCGUGCUUUAGCAGGAUUAGCUAGAUCAGAGACAGUUCGACAAAUUAUCAGUAAAUUGCCACUUUUUGUAAACGGUCAACUUCAACAGCUAUGCAGAGAUCCGAUUCUUCAAGAGAAACGUACCGAACAUGUUCAGUUCCAAAAAUAUGCAUUAGAAUUACUAGAAAGAGUUAGUGGAAAGCCCAUUAAUAUCGAUACAUCGCUCGCUAAUAUCCAUAAAGCCAAUGUUGUAGCACAAACGAAGAUUCAGUUUAAUGAAAAACAGCUAUAUUUUCUGAUUUAUCAACAUCUCAUCGAGCAUGGAUUGUCAACUUCUGCAGAAGCAUUAAUGAGAGAAGCAAAGAUUGAGCAUUUACUUGGAAGUAACAAGGCAAUAGCAUCGAGUACACAGCAUUUGAAUUCUCCAUUUAAUUAUAGAUCGCCUUUAAUUCAACGUUCAAGGAUUCAUAGAAAAACAAAUGAGACACAUCCACAGAAUUUUAUUGACAAUACGGACAGUGCAAAAAUCAGUUUCAGUAGUAAGUUAAAUAUGAUUGAAGCAUGUGAACAUGCUUUAAAUUCAUCAGCAUCGUCGUCGACUAUAACACCCAUAAAGCUUAUAAAGAAAGCAAGUAGUGUCCAAACGCCAACAACUCAUCAAUCAGCUUUAGAAAAACAACCGUCUUCAGAAGUUUUUCUUACAGCCUCAGUUCCACAACAAAAUCAACAAAAGAACUCCGUUUCAAAUGCAAACAUAUCGCUCAAUACAAUCAUAACUGAAUACCUAGCAAAUCAGCAUUCGCUGUGUAAAAAUCCAAUGUCUACAUGCCCAACUUUUGAUCUUUUUGAACCUCACAAAUGCCCUGAUCCACGACCAAAAUCAAUUAGUGGAAUGAGUGUAAAUGUCGCUGCUAGAUUCUUUAAACGUCAUCAAGGAUUUAAUUCAUCAAAGCUUGAUCGUAGAUUUGUUCAUUCGAAUUUUAAUGUUGUAAGGACACUAAGAAUUCCAGAUUUGGAUCUUUAUUUUACAACUUGUGACUUCUUUACACCGGAAGGAAAUAAAUUGUUGAUUGGAACACAUACUGGCGAAGUAAGAGUGCUCAAUAUUAAUGAUUCAACGGAAGAGUUUAGUGCGUCGUGUUCUGACUCGUAUAUAAACAACAUUAAGUGUUCUCGACAUGAAGGAUUGGUCUUAACAAGUGCAUGGCAGUCGCCUCUUUCUUGUCUUUGGAGUGUUGAUAAUAAACAAUUUAUACCAAAAAUGAACUUUGAGGAGGAAGAGUAUGUAGAGUUUAGUAACGUAACACAAGAUAAGGUUUUAGGUACGAAAGCAGAAAAAGCCACAAUUUACGAUAUUAAUACUGGUCAAGUAAUACGAAAAUUAGUGCCAACAAUUUACAAUCAAUACAAUAAGAAUCGUGCGACAUUCUGUCCAACUGAUGAAUUAAUUCUAUCGGAUGGUGUUUUAUGGGACUUUAGAUCUGGUACGCAAAUACACAAGUUUGAUAAGCUUAAUAAUACGGUAUCGGGAGUUUUCCAUCAAAAUGGAUUGGAAGUAAUAUCCAACACUGAAGUAUGGGAUCUUCGAACGUUUCAUUUGAUGCGAACAAUUCCAACAUUGGAUCAAUGCCAAUUAAAGUUUUCAACCCAGAAUGUCAUUUAUGCAUUUAGUAUUCAAUAUGAAGACAUAGACGAAGAGCAAGGAUAUGGCUCAUCAUUUAAAGUUAUUGAUAGUUAUGAUUAUUCAAGUAUAUCGACAACGGAUGUACGAAAAUCAAUUUAUGAUUUGGCUGUUAAUGAGAGCGGUUGCCAAAUUGCUUUGUGCGAGAAUCAAGGUGGCUUCGAAUCAGCCUCUGAAUCCGUCGUUCGUGUUUAUGCAGUCGGUCGUAAACGUGAAGAAUUUGAUGGGGAUGAAAUGGAAGAGGAUGAAGAAAUGGGCUCAGAUGAAGAGGAUGGACUGGAUUCGAUAUCAGAGAACGAUAACGAUAAUGAGUUUGAUAGGGAAAGCAACCGAAGACGACGCCGUAGGAUGAACAUUAAUAGAGGAAAUUUGAAUAAUAUGUUUGACAUUAUUUCAUUGUCUACGGAAAGUCUAUCGGAUAGCGAAUUAUCUGAAGAGAAUUUCAACUCUGAUGGAUCAGAUCAAGCCGAUUCCGAUGAAAAUGCAUCUGAAGGAGGUGAUAAUGAUGACAAUGAUGAGAAUGAAGCACAAGACGACGACGAAGAAGCAAAUUGGGAAACUGAGGAUGAGGUCGAUGAUGAUAAUUAAACACAUUGUUAUUUAUUAAAUAAGUUGAAAUACUUAUUUGGAUUUA